CCGCUCUGACAGGCUGAGCGGUUGACAACACUGGGUGAGCGCAGCUGUAGCUGGGUACUCUGCGAGCGAUGGAGAGGGCAGGUUCGGCUGCGUGGAUGAAAUAUGGGCCGGUUGUGUCCUUGUUUGUAGUGUUUUUGGCUGUCUGGUUCCGGGCACCCUAUGAUGAAAUGCUGGACGACCGGCUGGACACGGUCCUGUCCUCUUUGCUGCGGGCCGAACGCAAAGUCGGGAGGAGCAGCGUCGCUAGACCGAAAGUAGCCAUUGGAUUUGGAGGCUGUGUUGACCUGAUAGUGGACGGCGUAUCACUAUUAAAAAAGAUUGGUCUCCCUCCCACAGACCAGCCCCUUCAUCAUGACUACAUACAAAGUGCAGAUCAGCUUGCUGAGAGCUUUGCUUACUUCUUUGCACCAGGAGCUGCCGCAGAGCGCUUUAUGUUAAAUGACACCCUCUUUAGUGAGCUGGUUGAGGCGUCCCGUGACUUACCUGGGAACAGAUGGUCAGUAGGCGGUAAUGCUCCAGCAAUGGCUGGUCGCAUGGCAACUGAAGGAUGUGAUGUGUUACUAGGGGGCAGUUUCAGCACUGAUUUUACUGAUGUCCUGUCCCAGCACAUUACAGUGGCAGGGAACACAGUGGAAGAACCAGAUAUCCAUUUGAUCCUUGAGUAUCCGUCUGGAGCUAGCUGGGGGCGCUAUACAUCUCGUAGAGCAAACAGGUACAUCAUUCACAGUGAUGACCAUAACCCCUACCUGGCCUCCAUGGAGGAGUUUGCUCAGAAACUCAUAGACUUCAAACCAGACCUGUUGGUGGUCGGCGGGUUGCAAAUGAUGGAUAACUUCCCCUUCCAGACAGGUGAGCGUGAAGCUCUCCUCUCCCGCCUGGCCUACCUCCUGACCUCGUCGUCUCCUCACAUUGGUGUGCAUUUUGAGAUGGCCAGUUUUGUGGAAGAAAGUUUAAUGAAAGACCUGCUUCACUAUGUCGUCCCUUACGCGGACUCAUUAGGAAUGAAUGAACAGGAGCUUCCUAACCUGCUCAGCCUUCUUAAAGGCUCCAACAUCACAGUGUUGUCAGAUCCCAACCCUCGUGUAGCUACUGUCCUGGACCAGAUGAGGGAGGUCUAUCGCAUUAUGAACCAGCGUCACAGCGAUGCCAGUGCCCCUGAAGCUUCGGGGAGGAAGCCACUCACAAGGCUCCAUGUUCACACUCUGGCCUUUCAAGCUAUGAUUGUGACACGUGGUUCUCAGUGGAAAAACACCAUGUCAGCCACAGCCAAGGCCUCCCUCACAGCUAACCGCCAUGUCUGUGGCUCGAAUGACAUUAACCCCACCAAGGCCAGGCUGAUCAUGGAUGACUCCUUCUCCGUUAGCCGGCAGGAGGGCAGCCAGCGUAUCCCCCUGCAGGAAUCCAGACCGGUCAGCUGCUGGGAGGAGGAGAACUACGAGAUCUGUGUGGCACCGGUGCUGGUGUGCACCGAGGUCUAUCAAACUGCAGGUGGAGGGGACAACAUCUCAGCUGCUGGCCUGGUGCUGCAGAUCUAAACCGACACUAAAUGUUCUGUCUAUGUGAAGGGAGCUGUUGGCAAACAAUGUGAUUGGAAACUUGAGCUAGUUGUGAUACAGGCUAGACAGACUGUCUAGCGAUCACAGGAGUCAGAUGAUGGGUAUAUUCGUCAUUUAUUUUUCAUUGUAGAUUAACUGGUCUGGCGCUACUGUGAAUUUAGUGAAAAACCAGUAUCCUUGUUGUCAUUCUUGUUAAUUGGGUCUGGAACCACAUUACUGAAAAUGAUUCUUUCCAUUAGGUUUCAUUAGAUGAAUUACCUUAAAUUAUGUAUUUUCAGUGCCUUUGCCUGAGUGCAACACCCCCCGACCCAAGAAAUCCAAACACUGCCUACCUUAAAGUAUGUAUCCCAUCAUGUGACUCUAGUGAUUCUGAAGGCCUGACUUCCUCCACUCCUCCAGGUCAGGAUGAGAUAAAGAGGGAUAAGGUUUCUUCACAACGUGUGAUUUUUAAAAUUGUGACUUUUCUAUGCAGCAGUUGUCUCCAAUAUUGUAUAAUUAGAGACAUUUCUGGAUCUUGGCUUUAUUGGUAUAUUUGUUUCUUGGUAUAAUGUUUCUUAGUAUGUAACAACUACAGAUCCAAUCAGUAAACAAGCCUUUGACCGUUCUUGCCUUGCACCAAAUGCAGUUUCAGAAAAGGCCUGAAACUUGUGUCUUCUAUUAGAAAAGGAUUUAGGUUUGAACAGCGAUUCUUCUGUGUGUGUUUGUGUGCGUCUACUGGUUCUGAUGUGUAUGAUUUGUUUUUAGACUCCUGUGUGUCUGUUGUAGUGCAAAAAUGCAAAAAAUGUUGAGACCAUUGCUGGUAGCAGGAUAUGAUGUCAGAAAUUUGCUCUACCUCCCCUGCUCUUUUAACUUCAUCUUCCGUUGUCAAAGGACCAAAUAAGUUAAAGGUGUGUCCUCUUUUCACAUGACCUUUUUUCCUGAAGGAGAGGUCUGGCAACAUGAUGCGGGUCUGACUGGAAGCUAAUAGACGUGAAUCUUCUUUAUCAGCAGAGCAUUGAAACAUGAAUGUGAAUGAUGUUAACUCUUACUUCUGUCACUGCUUGGAAUCAACAUUCCACCACAGACCAAACUUCUCUCCAUUCACUAUGAAGUAUGUAUCACAAUCACCUCAGAUUCAAAGCAGAGUAUUGUUUUUGUGCAAAUAAUUAAAUUGUGUUUGUUUUUUAAAAGUUGCUUCAAGAUAAUCUUUAAGUAUAGUUUGUUACAAUGAGGUCAAGGAAAAAAGCUCAAUGGUGAUGGAACCCUUUAAGUCUUAUCUGUGUAUCAAGGCUGGACUGAAUGCAUUUGAUUAUGCUGAAGGCAAAAGAGCCUCGUUCUGUUGGGAUGCUUGUUCAGUGAAAGGGAAUGUCUGUUGGACACUCGUUGCUGUAGGGUUGUGCUUUUCGUCUCGUGGUUACUGCAAGCUGAGAGAAACGGGUCAUGUUUUUUACUGUGAAUUAAACCUUCUCAUGUACUUGUGCUCAUAUGGAGAACCGCAUGUGUUCUGUCAUCCAUGUUCCAAAGCUGUGCUCAACUCUUCCAUCCAUGUCAACACUUCAAUCACUUUAGAUAAACUAUGUUGAUAAUGUCA
Messenger RNA from Betta splendens (Siamese fighting fish), 3126 nucleotides. RefSeq names its product ADP-dependent glucokinase 2 (gene adpgk2). Lineage: Eukaryota; Metazoa; Chordata; Actinopteri; Anabantiformes; Osphronemidae. Gene Ontology annotation, cellular component: endoplasmic reticulum. The transcript has 7 exons. The record is from RefSeq and is a predicted model, not a curated record. Gene Ontology annotation, molecular function: ADP-specific glucokinase activity. Gene Ontology annotation, biological process: glucose metabolic process. Bases 69 to 1535 code for a protein of 488 amino acids.